CUUGAGUCAAAUAACAGUUUCAGUCUCUACGUGUUUCUUUCACUCACACAUGACGUGACCAUCACACCAUCACAACCAACUAGUCACUGUCACUCACACCUACCCACCGAUCGGAAAAACCCGUCUCACCGGCGAUUUUAGGGUUACGAAUGGCGGAGCACCACCGGAAGCUCACACUGGAUCGGAAUUGGCUUGUAGCCAGGUCCACGGAGGUCGAAUUCACCGGCACUCAGCUCACCACCACUCACCCUCCAACUUCCCCCUCUUCCCCAUGGAUGCAAGCUCUCGUUCCUGGAACUGUUCUGGCUACCUUGGUGAAGAACAAUCUCGUGCCUGAUCCAUUUUAUGGACUUCAAAAUGAAGAAAUCAUAGACAUUGCUGAUUCUGGAAGAGAGUACUACACAUUCUGGUUCUUUACAACUUUUCCCUGCAAGCUUUCAACUAAUCAGCACUGUGAUCUGAAUUUUCGUGGAAUCAAUUACUCUGCUGAUUUGUAUUUAAAUGGCCACAAGACGAUCCUACCGAAAGGGAUGUUUCGAAGGCACUCUGUUGAUGUAACUGAUAUUCUUAAUCCUGAUGGUGAUAACCUGCUUGCUGUUCUUGUUCACCCUCCGGAUCAUCCUGGCAGAAUUCCUCCUGAGGGGGGGCAAGGCGGUGAUCAUGAGAUAGGAAAGGACGUGGCCGCGCAAUACGUUGAAGGUUGGGAUUGGAUGGCUCCUAUAAGAGAUAGGAAUACUGGAAUAUGGGAUGAAGUUUCCGUUUGUGUUACUGGGCCUGUAAAAAUAAUUGAUCCCCACUUGGCUUCAACAUUUUUCGACGAUUAUAAGAGAGCAUAUCUACAUAUAACAACUGAAUUGGAAAACAGGAGCUCCUGGACUGCUGAGUGUUCUUUGAGUGUCCAAGUGACAAUGGACCUCGAGGAUAGCAUUUUCUUAGUAGAGCAUCUUCAAAUUCAAACUCUCUCAAUUCCUGCAAAAUCACGGGUGGAAUAUACAUUUCCCGAGCUUUUGUUCUACAAACCCAAUUUAUGGUGGCCCAAUGGAAUGGGUAAGCAAUCUUUGUACAAUGUUGUGAUUAGCGUCGAUGUUAAAGGAUUUGGUGAGUCUGAUUCAUGGAGCCAUCACUUUGGAUUCCGCAAAAUUGAGAGCCAUAUUGAUGAUGCUACGGGUGGAAGGCUGUUUAAAGUCAAUGGAGAACCCAUUUUUAUUCGAGGGGGUAACUGGAUAUUGUCUGAUGGGUUACUGCGGCUUUCGAAGAAGCGAUAUAAUACAGAUAUCAAGUUUCAUGCAGAUAUGAAUUUUAACAUGAUUCGUUGCUGGGGUGGUGGACUGGCAGAAAGGCCAGAGUUUUAUCAUUAUUGUGAUUACUAUGGCCUUCUGGUUUGGCAAGAGUUCUGGAUUACUGGAGAUGUUGACGGACGUGGUGUCCCAAUAUCUAAUCCAAAAGGUCCGCUGGAUCAUGACCUUUUCUUGUUUUGUGCCAGAGACACAGUCAAGCUUCUAAGAAAUCAUCCAAGUCUUGCCCUUUGGGUGGGUGGAAAUGAGCAAAUUCCACCAGAUGAUAUAAACACUGCUCUGAAGUAUGAUCUGAGGCUGCAUCCUUAUUUUGAAAGUACAGAUGAACAUAGCAAACCUGUAGGAGACUUGUCCCCAAUGUUGAGAGAUCCCAGCCAGUACCUUGAUGGCACACGCAUUUACGUACAAGGUUCAAUGUGGGAUGGGUUUGCUGAUGGGAUGGGAAACUUUACUGAUGGUCCUUAUCAAAUUCAAUAUCCUGAAGACUUCUUCAAGGACUACUUCUAUAAAUAUGGAUUCAAUCCAGAGGUUGGUUCUGUGGGAAUGCCAGUUGCUUCUACCAUAAGAGCAACAAUGCCUUCAGAAGGAUGGAAGAUACCAGUGUUUAAGAAACUUUCCAAUGGAUAUGUAAAAGAAGUUCCAAAUCCCAUAUGGGAAUACCAUAAAUACAUUCCUUAUUCAAACCCUGACAACAGUGACAAGGUUCAUGAUCAGAUUCAACUUUACGGUGAUGCAAAAGAUCUUGAUGAUUUCUGUUUGAAGGCUCAACUUAUUAACUACAUACAAUAUAGAGCUCUUCUGGAGGGAUGGACUUCGCGUAUGUGGACUAAAUAUACAGGUGUAUUGAUAUGGAAGACACAAAAUCCUUGGACUGGUCUUAGAGGUCAAUUUUAUGAUCAUCUACUUGACCAAACAGCUGGUUUCUAUGGUUGUCGAUGUGCUGCAGAACCAGUUCAUGUGCAGCUUAAUCUGGCUACAUAUUUUAUAGAGGUUGUUAAUACUACAUCAGAACCAUUGUCUGAUUUAGCAAUUGAAGUUUCAGUGUGGGAUUUGGAAGGGACACGCCCAUACUACAAGGUACGUGAAAAUCUCUUUUUGCUGCCAAAGAAAGUAGCACCCGUAGGCCAGAUGAAUUAUCCCAAGUCAAAAAAUCCGAAACCAGUCUACUUUCUUCUUCUCAAACUCUAUGACAUGUCUGAUCAUAGAAUUAUAUCUAGAAACUUUUAUUGGUUGCAUCUUUCUGGUGGAGAUUACAAGUUAUUGGAGCCAUAUAGGACUAAGAAAAUACCUCUCAAGAUAACAACGAAGGUUUUGCUUGAAGAAUCCACUUAUAAUAUUCAAGUGCAUGUGACGAACACUUCGAAAAGACCAGACUCUGAAAGCUCUACAUUUGAGCACAGUUCAAGAGCUAUGCUAGACUCAAUGGAAACUGUGCAUUCUGGGGCUGCAAAAGAACAUGACAGUGGUUGGUUCAAGAGGAUUAUACACAGAUGUUUUGCUGGGAAAAGUGAUGGCUUGAAAGUUUGUGAAAUAGAUGGACAUGAUGUAGGUGUUGCUUUCUUCCUUCAUUUUUCUGUUCAUACUUCAAAGAAGGACUACAAGGAAGGAGAAGACACAAGAAUUCUUCCUGUUCAUUACUCAGAUAACUACUUUUCACUGGUCCCAGGAGAGACCAUGCCUGUUAAUAUAUCCUUUGAUGUCCCUCAGGGUGUCACUCCUCGAGUUGUUCUGCAUGGCUGGAAUUACGAGGGAGGACAAACCAUUCUUGAAGUUGUGUGAUAUAGUCGCACUCAACCUUGUAAAAUGAAAAAGUCUGUUAAUAAAUAAAUGCACGAGGAAGAGAUACCCUUGCAAUAAUCUCUGUAAUUGCAUGUUAAUGAAAAUAAUUUAAAGUGUGCAUUUCCAA
Messenger RNA from Lotus japonicus, 3201 nucleotides. RefSeq names its product mannosylglycoprotein endo-beta-mannosidase-like. Gene Ontology annotation, molecular function: hydrolase activity, hydrolyzing O-glycosyl compounds. The coding region runs from base 150 to 3074 and encodes 974 amino acids. Gene Ontology annotation, biological process: carbohydrate metabolic process. The transcript has 11 exons. The record is from RefSeq and is a predicted model, not a curated record. Lineage: Eukaryota; Viridiplantae; Streptophyta; Magnoliopsida; Fabales; Fabaceae.